This is a messenger RNA of Drosophila ficusphila, 3011 nucleotides long. It is a transcript of the gene alpha-Cat, whose product is annotated as catenin alpha. The record is from RefSeq and is a predicted model, not a curated record. Lineage: Eukaryota; Metazoa; Arthropoda; Insecta; Diptera; Drosophilidae. The transcript is spliced from 12 exons. The coding region runs from base 80 to 2833 and encodes 917 amino acids. Gene Ontology annotation, cellular component: adherens junction; actin cytoskeleton; catenin complex. Gene Ontology annotation, biological process: cell-cell adhesion; cell migration. Gene Ontology annotation, molecular function: cadherin binding; structural molecule activity; actin filament binding.
AUUUUAAGUCAAUUGACGAAAAAGGCGUCGUCGCUUCAUCGUAGAAGACUCCCAGUUUUGUGGAAAAUUAUAAAAGUUAAUGCUAUUACCUGAUAAAAUGGGAACAUUAACCGAUUUUGGACAAAUAGCUUUGAAAUGGGAUCCGAAAAAUUUGGAAAUUCGUACAAUGUCAGUUGAAAAAACCCUGGAGCCCCUGGUGCUGCAAGUUACCACUCUUGUUAAUACCAAAGGUCCGAGCAAAAAGAAAAAAGGAAAAUCAAAACGUGCAAGCGCGUUGGUUGCAGCUGUGGAAAAGGCUACGGAAAAUUUUAUUCAAAAAGGCGAACAGAUUGCCUAUGAGAACCCCGACAUUACUCAAGAAAUGUUAGCAGCUGUCGAUGAAGUGAAAAAAACCGGCGAUGCUAUGAGUAUUGCAGCUAGGGAAUUCUCCGAAGAUCCAUGUAGUUCUUUAAAGAGAGGGAAUAUGGUGCGAGCAGCUAGAAAUCUGCUAUCAGCUGUAACUCGUUUGCUCAUUUUAGCUGACAUGGUAGAUGUUCAUUUACUUCUCAAAUCGCUUCAUAUUGUGGAGGAUGAUUUAAACAAACUAAAAAAUGCAUCAAGUCAGGACGAGCUUAUGGACAAUAUGAGGCAAUUCGGUCGCAAUGCUGGAGAACUUAUAAAACAAGCAGCCAAACGUCAACAGGAACUCAAGGAUCCUCAGUUAAGAGAUGAUUUAGCUGCUGCUCGUGCGAUGCUUAAAAAGCAUUCUACUAUGCUUUUGACUGCAUCAAAAGUAUAUGUUCGCCAUCCCGAACUGGAUCUAGCAAAAGUAAAUCGCGAUUUUAUUCUCAAACAAGUUUGUGAUGCUGUGAAUACUAUCAGCGAUGUUGCUCAAGGAAAGUCAUCCCAACCGACAGAUAUUUACAGUGGAGCAGGAGAACUAGCUGCAGCAUUGGAUGAUUUUGACGAAGGCAUCGUAAUGGAUCCUAUGACCUAUAGCGAAAAGCGUUCGCGACAAUUGCUAGAAGAACGGUUAGAGAGUAUUAUUAGUGCGGCAGCGUUAAUGGCGGAUGCAGACUGCACUCGAGACGAACGACGAGAGAGAAUAGUGGCCGAAUGCAAUGCUGUACGACAGGCUUUACAAGAUUUGCUUUCUGAAUAUAUGUCAAACAUGAGUCAAAAAGAUAAUAGCCCUGGACUUUCCAGAGCGAUUGACCAAAUGUGUCGCAAAACUCGUGAUCUUCGAAGGCAACUACGAAAAGCUGUUGUUGAUCACGUUUCUGACUCAUUUUUGGAAACAACAACUCCUUUGUUGGAUUUAAUCGAAGCUGCGAAGACCGGUAAUGAAAAAAAGGUUCGGGAAAAAGCUGAUAUUUUUACUAAGCACGCUGAAAAACUCGUUGAAGUAGCUAAUUUGGUUUGUAGCAUGUCAAGCAAUGAAGAUGGUGUUAAAAUGGUUCGGUACGCUGCUGCCCAAAUUGAAAGUCUUUGCCCACAAGUCAUAAAUGCAGCAUCUAUUUUGACUGUACGACCCAAUUCCAAAGUAGCUCAAGAAAAUAUGACUACUUAUAGGCAAGCUUGGGAAGUUCAAGUUCGUAUACUUACCGAAGCAGUGGAUGAUAUUACAACUAUUGAUGACUUUCUUGCUGUAUCUGAGAACCACAUUCUUGAAGAUGUUAAUAAAUGUGUAAUGGCUUUGCAAAUUGCUGAUGCUAGAGACUUGCGUACCACUGCUGGAGCCAUUCAAGGUCGUUCUUCGCGAGUUUGUAAUGUUGUUGAAGCUGAAAUGGACAAUUAUGAACCAUGUAUUUAUACCAAAAGAGUGCUAGAAGCAGUAAAAGUUCUUCGAGAGCAAGUUAUGAUGAAAUUUGAACAACGCGUGGGAGCUGCAGUUGGAGCGCUUUUAAAUAGCUCAAAUAAAGAUGUUGACGAAAAUGACUUUAUUGAUGCUUCUCGUUUGGUGUACGACGGAGUCCGUGAAAUUCGAAGAGCCGUUUUAAUGAAUCGAAGCUCGGAAGACCUUGAUACUGAUACAGAAUUUGAGCCUGUUGAAGACUUGACUUUAGAAACUCGAAGUCGAUCAAGUGCUCAUACUGGCGAUCAAACAGUUGAUGAGUAUCCGGACAUUAGUGGCAUAUGUACAGCUCGAGAAGCUAUGCGAAAAAUGACUGAAGAAGAUAAACAGAAAAUAGCUCAACAGGUCGAGUUGUUCCGCAGGGAAAAACUUACCUUUGAUUCAGAAGUUGCUAAAUGGGAUGAUACUGGAAAUGACAUAAUUUUUCUAGCUAAACAUAUGUGUAUGAUUAUGAUGGAAAUGACCGACUUUACCAGAGGGAGGGGACCCUUAAAAACUACCAUGGAUGUAAUAAACGCAGCCAAAAAAAUAUCGGAAGCAGGUACAAAACUGGACAAACUAACCAGGGAAAUAGCAGAACAAUGCCCAGAAAGUAGCACCAAAAAAGAUUUGCUAGCGUACUUGCAGCGUAUUGCCCUUUAUUGUCAUCAAAUUCAAAUAACUUCAAAAGUAAAAGCAGACGUUCAAAACAUUAGUGGCGAACUAAUAGUUUCUGGACUGGAUAGCGCAACAUCGUUGAUUCAAGCUGCUAAAAAUUUAAUGAACGCCGUUGUACUAACAGUAAAAUACUCAUAUGUGGCAUCAACAAAAUAUACAAGACAAGGAACUGUUUCUUCUCCAAUUGUUGUAUGGAAAAUGAAAGCGCCAGAAAAAAAGCCUUUGGUCAGGCCGGAAAAGCCAGAAGAAGUACGAGCAAAAGUUCGUAAGGGGUCGCAAAAAAAGGUUCAAAACCCAAUACAUGCUUUGUCUGAAUUCCAAAGUCCCGCCGAUGCUGUAUAAAUUGUAUCUCUACAUUACGGUAAAAGAAGUAAUACAGAAAUUUGGUUCAGUAUUGUGCUUGUGUUUGGGUUCCAAAACCAAGUUUUAAGCAGCUAUUUAUCACAUUUUAUGAAUUAAAGCAUUCUUAAAUAAAAAUCAUUUACAUCUUAACAAAUAAUAAAAAAGGAAAACAAACGCC